UACUAUUGACAAAAUGAAGUGCUUGAUUGUCUUAGUCGCCGCUCUGGCUGUCACGUUUGCGCAGUUCGGCGCACCAAGACGGCAGGUGCUGCGGCCGCUGCCGCCGCUACGCGCCGCGACCGUCGCACGCGCCGCUCCCCCCCGCGCCUCCUCCGCCGACGCCAAUGCCAACAUCGUCCGCUACGACAGCGAUAUCAGCCCUGAUGGCGCUUACAGCUGGGCUUUUGAGACUGACAACGGCAUCGCUGCGCAAGAGCAAGGCACGCCCCGCAACUUUGGCGGCAACCCCCCCGUGGUCCCUGUUGUAGCGCAAGGCUCCUUCGCGUACACAUCGCCUGAGGGACAACCCAUCUCCGUCUCUUAUGUUGCUGAUGAGAACGGAUUCCAGCCCCAGGGUGACUCUCUCCCCACCCCUCCUCCGGUGCCUGCUCAGAUCGCCCGCGCGCUUGAAUGGCUCGCCAGAAACGCCCCUCCCCAGAGAAAGAAGUGAAAACCUUCAACAUAACACAACUACCCACCUUAGUACCUUACAAAACAUGUUUUAGUACAAAUGUAAUAUAAUAUAUUGUAAUUGUUGUAAAAUACCUUCAAUUAA
Molecule: messenger RNA, 595 nt
Organism: Pectinophora gossypiella (pink bollworm)
Lineage: Eukaryota; Metazoa; Arthropoda; Insecta; Lepidoptera; Gelechiidae
Product: larval cuticle protein LCP-22-like
Exons: 4
Coding region: 14-490 (158 amino acids)
Cellular component (GO): chitin-based extracellular matrix
Molecular function (GO): structural constituent of chitin-based larval cuticle
Source: RefSeq, a predicted model, not a curated record